Messenger RNA from Zychaea mexicana, 509 nucleotides. RefSeq names its product WD40-repeat-containing domain protein. The record is from RefSeq and is a predicted model, not a curated record. The transcript has 2 exons. Lineage: Eukaryota; Fungi; Mucoromycota; Mucoromycetes; Mucorales; Lichtheimiaceae. Gene Ontology annotation, molecular function: protein binding. Bases 44 to 433 code for a protein of 129 amino acids.
UAUGGGACAAUUAACUGCUUAGAGUGAGGUUGACCUAAGAGUUAUGUAUUUGUGCACAUUUAGUCCGUGCGAACGAUUUGUUGCUUCUGGUAACCCAAAUAAUGAAACUGCUGUGUUGGACAUUCGACGACCUGAUAAAGUCUUGUUCAGAUUAAAACAUCAACAAACACUUGCUGAUCACAUGGUGCCUAUCAACUCGGAUAUGGGCAUAUCUGGUGUACAUUGGAUGUCAAACAGCAAGAUCCUGGUUACUGGUGGAGGUGAUUGCUCUGUAAAGUUAUGGGAUGUUUUUGGUAGCGGCGAGUUGCUGAAGUCCUAUCCAACAUCAAGUAACGUCUCAAGCCUAGCCGUUGACGAAAAUGCCAUGAUGAUUUGCGCAGGUGUCGCUGGAGCACAAGGCAUAGUACAUGUGUGGAGCGCAUCUCCUGUUUAAUCACUUGAUGGAUAGAGUCCUUUGGACACUACAUUACAUGACGUUACGUUUUAUUUACAAAUAUAUUUCUAUGUAC